This is a messenger RNA of Scutellospora calospora, 1134 nucleotides long. The record is from the annotation of a GenBank genome assembly. NCBI's taxonomy places the organism in Eukaryota, Fungi, Glomeromycota, Glomeromycetes, Diversisporales, Gigasporaceae.
AUGACUAAAAGUAAAGAUGAACUUUCAUCAUGUGUAUCUUAUGAUACUGUAUCUCCACACCUUACAUCAACUUAUUUUUCACCCCAAUAUGAAUUUCAAGAACAAUCUGAAUUUACUAAUAAUUCACACCAAAAUGAGGAUAUUGUGCAGAUUACUCUUGAUCAAUUUUUAAAAGCUCCAGACAUUGAAAUAUUGACAAACAAUGUAGUUAAUUCAAAACCAUCAAAUAAUGGAAAUGAAAAAAAUCAACAAAUUGAAAAAAAUUCAGGAAUAAUAAAAUCAGAUAAAUCAAUACAAACUAUACCCUCUAUGUUUGCUAAAUUGGACUCUCAUAAGCUAGUUAAACAACAAAAAUUGGUUGUUGAAGAUUGUCAAGCCUUGACUAUUGUAGAAAGACUGAAAUUUCAUAUGUGGACAAGCAUGCAUUGUCUCUAUAUUGGUAUAACAAUCUAUUGGCUAUCAAAAAACUUUGAGUUGUAUCAAGCAGUUUUAACAAUAGAAGAGUUUCCUUAUUCACAUUCAGGAGAACGUCAAAAACAAUUUUUAUUUAAAAUUUUUGAGUAUUGGAAUAUACGUGAUAAAUUAAUUAGAGGAACUACUGAUAAUAACAAAUCAGUUGUUAAAGGAAUGCGAUUACUUGAAAUACCUCAUACACGUUGCACUGCCUAUACAAUCCAGUUAGCUAUUAAAGAUGGACUUAGUGCAUAUGAUAAUAUUCUAAAAGACUCUGAGUUGCCAUUAUUAGAGAAUGAAAAUUCUGAUUUAGAACCUGAAAAUUUGUUUGAAUCAUUAGCACAAUCAAAGGCUGUAAAGCAGCUUGCAAAGUCAUUAAACUAUCAUUCUGAAUAUCAACAAAAAAAAGAUGAACAAAAUUUAAGUGGAAAAUUACUUUCUGAAGAAGAAUGGAAUGAAUUAGAGGAUUUAUUAAAACUUUUGUCACCUUUUACUCAAUCAACAAAAUUAAUUAGAGUAUUCCAAAUAUUUGUUAACGAAUUGAAAACUCCAUUAAUGAAAAAAAAAAGAGUUCAAGAUAUGUUGUUAGAAAUGAUAGAAGCAAUAGCUAAUGCUGUAAAUACCCUAGUACAAAUGGAAAUGGAUCAGCUUUAUGAUAGUGUUCAACUUGAUUUCCAGUAG